Molecule: messenger RNA, 8041 nt
Organism: Phaedon cochleariae (mustard beetle)
Lineage: Eukaryota; Metazoa; Arthropoda; Insecta; Coleoptera; Chrysomelidae
Source: the annotation of a GenBank genome assembly
CACCAUCUACUUAUUUCCAUCAUUCUCGUCCACGACCCACGUCGAGUCCGCGUGAAGAGGGAGCAGCGAGUGUCGGGGAAUCCCUGGUCUCGUUUAUUUUGUAAGUCAUUGUUGUGAGGUGAGUGCUUCCCAUGUUGGCUUGUUGUCGAGUUGCCGUUAUCUUUCAGUGAAUCGUGAAUCAGUGCAGUGUACUGUUUUAAUUCCACGACGACAGUGCUACGAAGGUCAAAUCCCGGUAUCCCACAACUCAAAUCUAUGUUUAGGCACAGUGUUUAGGUAUUUGGCACUUUCGAAUUGAAUUGAAGCCAUUGAAGGUUAUUGUUAUUUUCAUACUGUCAACUGAUUGCCUAUCAUAAUUUAUCCACCAAUAGUAUAACUAGGACAUUUUUGAAAUAAGCGAUGAAUCGAAAUUCACGGGGAAGUCACACCAGAGAUUCAAGCCGGGGUCCCGAAAAUUCUAGAGGUAGAGGAAGAAGUGGACGAAAUCGCGGAAACAACUCAGGAAGAGGAAGAAGAAAUAACAACAAUGGAGGCCUUGAUGAUUCCCCGGACACCGGUAGGAGUAACGACAGCAGACGCGAAUUCGUAGUGAGAAGAAUGCCAUUCAAACAAGCAGAAACUCUCAGCAACAACGAUGACGUAGAGGAAGUUGUACAAAAAGUCUUCAAUGACAGAUCCGGUUUCAAAUUGGUACUCGAAGACAACGAACUCAGUGGCGAUUGGAUAUGCCUCAUUGCCCACAUCUUGAGCAAAGUUUCCCGCAGCAGCUUCCAAACUACCAAACUGAAGAUUUACAAGGAUAUCUUCGCUAAUAGUUCGUUUGCUAAGCAACUGAAGGCGUUCGUUGUCGGUUUACCGUACCAGGAUGACAGAGAGAAGAGAGGAAACAGCUUUUUCUGGAGAGACAGUGACAAGUUCUGGAUGGACCUCAUUGAAAUUUUCAAGGAUAUUAUAACGACUCCGACUUUCGCUGGCGAAACCUUACCUACUCUUCUCAAGGCCAUAGUAAAUAAUCUCCCGACCUUGGAGGAAGAACAGAGUAUGCAUAUAUCUGAAGGUAUCAAGACAGAAUUCUUAGCGUUGAAGAUCAAAGUGGAAGACAUGAAGCAAACUAUGAAGGAUCGAUAUCAGUCACAGCAAACGACUCACUCUAAUAAUUAUAGAGAACAAGAAGAUGAUUGGAUGCCGCCGGAAGACUUCAGGACUAUAAGUGUGCUGCCCAAUGUCCAAGAAGUGACGUGCAAGGAAACACCGUUUUUGCGCUGUAAUAAGCUCAAAGGGAGUUACAAGUCCAUCGAUCACUACUUGGAUGUGCAAUUCAGACUUCUCCGUGAGGAUUUCGUCAAGCCCCUGAGAGACGGCAUUUGCCAGUUCCUGGAAAACCCCACGCAAAAACGCUACGACAAUAUCAAAAUCCACCCGAAGGUGCACUUCCUGUCCGAAGAGAACAUCAAUGAGUUGAAGUGCUUCCGCAUCAAAUUCGACUUCUCGAAGAAAACGAGGGCGCUGAAGUUCGAAAACUCCAAACAGUUUAUGUUCGGGUCGCUGGUUUGUCUCACCAGGGACAAAUUCGUGAAUUUAUUGUUCGCCAAAAUUGUGAAAAGAGACGCUGAUAUGAUCAAGAAAGGGGAGCUCGUUAUCGGUUUCGACGACCAUAACAACACUGAUUUGAACAUCAUUUUCAACGUCGAUUACAUAAUGGUAGAAAGCAAAGUGUACUUCGAACCGUACUACCACGUGCUCAUGGCCAUGCAAAGAAUGUCCAACGAGAAGUUCCCUAUGCAGGACUACAUCAUAUUCGGCAAUUCUAGAGUUCACCAACCUGAAUACAUGGUCGGCGACAAUGUUUACCUAAGAGAUUGGAGGGUUAUCAGAGACCUGAACGGCUCUCAAGUAACUGCCUUCAAAGCUGCCCUCAGUCAGGAAAUCUCAGUCAUACAGGGUCCUCCAGGAACUGGAAAGACUUUCCUGGGACUGAAAAUCGCAGACACCCUGCUGAGGAAUAAAGAAGCUUGGUUCAAUCACACCCCCAUGUUGGUGAUCUGUUACACCAACCAUGCUCUAGAUCAAUUUCUCGAAGGGAUUGCAAAAAGCACCGAGAGGCUCCUGAGAAUUGGCGGACAAUCCAAGAACGAGAACCUCCAAAGAUUUAGCCUGAAGAACAAGAAGAAGGGAAAGAAGAACCCUUCGUUUUACCAAGCCCAGAGGGAGUUGAACGUCAGUUUGAACAGUUUGAAAGUUUGCGACAGCAUGAUCAACGAAGUCAGGCAGUACAAAGGAAUCUUGGAUUUCGCAUGUUUCAAACAUCUGAUAAAUGAAAACGAUAGAGGUAGUUAUUGGUAUGCGACCGCAUCGAAAGAAGAGAUCAAGCAAUGGUUGUUUGAAGGAUCAAGAGGUUAUGUUCCACCACCACCAGCUCCACAGCCUGCCCAACCACGAAAAGACCUCAACUAUCUCAGUUCCGACGAAGAUGAUGAACUCACCGACUUUUCGGAAGAUGAAGAAGAAGUAGAAGACGAAGAUUUCGUCCGCAUGCUCAGCAUUUUCGGUACUCACCGGAUAUCCAACAUACAAUAUUCAGUUACCGUUGAUUCCAUCAGCAAAAAAAUAUUGGAGCAAAAAAAUACUAUCACGAUAAGAGGAGGUCAAGCUAAUGACAAUAUUUUGCGGCAACUGCAAAACGAAAUGUUAUUUUUGGAGACAAAAAUGAACGAUUUGAGAAACAACCGAAUACCUCCAAUAUACAGCAGAGUCAUCUACAACUUCCACGAGCUGAACCACAAUCAACGCUGGUCUGUGUACAGUUUUUUCGUGAAGCAGUAUCUCUCUCACUUGAUCGAGGAAAGAGAAAAAAUCAACAAAGUCUAUCAAGAGAAGUACGUCAUUUACAUGGAACAACGAGACAUGGAGGAUGUUAAACUUAUGCGAGAUAGCCUGGUGAUUGGCAUGACAACAACCAGUGCUGCCAGGCUCAGAUCGACCUUGAACGCACUCAAGAGUCCGAUAGUGAUCGUAGAGGAGGCAGCGGAAGUUCUUGAGGCCCACCUCAUAGGUGCCCUCACGGUACAUUGCCAGCAGCUCAUCCUGAUAGGGGGAUCAUCAGCAGCUGCGUCCCACUACGGCCGACUACAAAGUGGAGACGCACUACCAGAUGGGCGUCAGUCUGUUCGAACGGCUGGUGCGGAACGAUGUGCAGUGCCACACGUUGAACGUGCAACACCGCAUGCGGUCGGAGAUAUGCAGCCUCAUUCGGCCAGCGAUCUAUGCGAAGCUGGAAGACCACGAGUCGGUCCUAGGACGAGAAAACAUAAAGGGCAUGAACAAAAACUUAUUCUUUCUGACCCAUUCCAACAAAGAAGAAAGUUGCGGAGAUUCUACAAAGAAGAAUCUACACGAAGCCAAACUCCUUAUAAAUUUGGCAAAGCACCUCAUUCUGAAUGGCUACAAACCAAAUCAAAUCACCAUUCUUGCUGCCUACUUGGGACAAAUGUUUGAGAUGCAAAGAGAAAGGAAGAAAAAUAGUCUGGUGCUCAGGGACGUGAGGAUUUCUGUGCUGGAUAAUUAUCAGGGAGAAGAGAGCGAUAUUAUUUUGUUGUCAUUGGUCAGGAAUAACGCCGAGAUGAAGAACGGAUUUUUAAAGAACACUAACAGGGUGUGCGUCGCACUAUCACGUGCUAGAAAUGGACUGUACAUCAUGGGGAAUAUUCAGCAGUUGUGCAAUGAUCGUGAAUCGAUAUGGCACCAGAUAAAAGAAAAACUCGUUGAACAAGGCGCUCUGGGCGAAACCCUCGAGCUCCGUUGUCAGAUUCAUGACGUCAUCACCAAGGUGAAAAAAGACGAGGACUUCAACAAGUCGCCGGAAGGUGGCUGUUUGCGGCCGUGCAACGCAAGUUUGCCAAACUGCAGCCACUUCUGCAAGAUCAUAUGUCAUCUGGAAAACAGGGGUCACGAAGGGUACAAGUGCAUGGAGGCUUGUGGGCGUUCGCUCUGUACUAGAAAACCGGAGAAACAUAUUUGCACUUUGAGGUGCUUCGAGAAAUGCCCCCCCUGCUACUAUUUGGUCGGUUGGACGUUGCAUUGCGGCCAUCAAGUCACGCUGCCGUGCCACCAAGAUCCGAACACGCACAAAUGCGUCGAGCCUGUGCUAACCCUACUACCCUGCGGCCACAAGGAAAUGAAGCCCUGCCACGUCAGGCCGGAAGACUUUGCGUGUCCCGUCGACUGCAAGGCCACGUUGGAUUGCGGCCACGUGUGCAUGCUGAGCUGCCACGACAGGAGGGAUCCCGAUCAUCUGUCGUAUAAAUGUCCUAAACCAUGUGCAAGAGUACGUGGAGGAUGCAGCACUAAGGACCACUCGUGCAGAAAAUUCUGCUAUGAAGAAUGUGAACCUUGCACUGAGCAAGUGAUGAAGCACCGGACUAUUUGUACUCAUGUCUUCAAAGUUGCUUGUAGCUCCAACGUCGACACGUUGAUCUGUGAAAAGCCUUGCAACAGAACCCUGCCGUGUGGCCACCAGUGCAGGAAAAAAUGUUGUGACGCGUGCGGCCCUUGCGAAGUCAAGGUCGAGAAAGUCAUAGCCUCCUGCGGCCACAAAGUGACCGUGCGUUGUUGUCAAGUACCGAGUCGCCAGGACUGCAGAGAGAAGUGCCAGAGGAUGUUAGCGUGCGGCCACGCAUGCGUCGACCUGUGCAAGAUGGCGUGCACGGAGAAGUGCGAGGAGAUGGUUGCCUGCCAGCGGAACAGCCCGUGCGGUCACGUGAUCGAAAGGAUCAAAUGCUUUGAACAAGGCCUCCCACUGGACGUCCAAGUACUACUCAAGUACUGCUCUGUGCCGUGCCUGGUCACCCUGCAGUGCGAGCACAAGUGCGGCGGCACGUGCGGCCAGUGCUUCCAGGGCCGCGUGCACGCCAGAUGCCAGGAGAGGUGCGGAGUACCCAUGGUAUGCAACCACGAGUGUCCCAUACCGUGCCGGGAGGCCUGCAGACCUUGCGAGAAGAAAUGCACGUACAAAUGCGACCACAGCCACUGCACCAAGAAAUGCGGAGAGGUGUGCGUCCCAUGCGCAGAAAAGUGCUCAAGGAAGUGCCCACAUCAGAAAUGCGACAGGAAGUGCAGCGACAUCUGCUUGGUGAAACCGUGUACUAAACCAUGCCCUGAGAAACUGAUAUGCCGUCACCAAUGCGUUGGGUUCUGCGGGGACCCGUGCCCCAAAUUGUGCAGAGUUUGCGAUAGGGAAGAGCUGACAGAGAUAUUGUUUGGGACUGAGGAUGAGGAGGACGCCAGAUUCGUGCUGCUAAUAGACUGCGGUCACGUGUUGGAAAGCAGUGGUAUGGAGACGUGGCUGAAGGGGGAGAACGAAGCGGAGAUCCAGGUGAAGGUGUGCCCCAAAUGUAAGACGCCGAUAAUCAACACGCAGAGGUACAGCGAGUACCUGAAGAAGGCCAUGGUGGACAUCCAAAACGUGAAGAAGCGGCUGAACGGCAGCCCGGAAGCGAAUCGCGAGAUGAGGGUGCAAUUGUUGACGAGAAUCUUGUUGUUGAAACAACAUCGUAUCAGCAAAUUCUCCAUAUUAUUCUCUUCUGCAUUGAAAGAAACAGAAUCCCGCCUGGAAGAAACCAAGUGGGACGUGGAGAGAGGUCGCGUCAGGCAAUCUUUCAACGCCGUCAUUUUGAACUCGAUAACUUCCAAAGUCCAAAUCCUGGAACACAUCGCCAAAAUUUUCGUUUCUGGGACAGACAGCCCAGAGGUCCAGGCCCAACUUUCUUUCAUCCUCGAUUGCAUACAGAGGAAUGAGGUGCAUGUGACCAAUCAAGAGAUAGACGACAUACAAAUGGAAAUUAGCAGAUUGAAGCCUCGCAUCCAGCACAUAGAAAAACUGGUCAACACUCGCAACAGAUACACCAAAGCCAUCGAUGAAUCCGUCCAGGAGAUGAUGAAGACACUGGAAAGCGGCAUCAAGAUCAGCGAGUUCAAGUGUCCCAACGGGCAUCCCUACAUCAUCACGGAAUGCGGGGGAGCCAUGCAGGAGUACACUUGUCCAGAGGCGGGGUGCGGAGAGAAAAUCGGGGGCACGCAUCAUACGUUAAUCGGUACUAAUCAGCUGGCUUCGGAGAUGGACGGGGCUAGGUUUGCCGCUUGGUCAAAUAUGGCGAAUAAUUUGGGAAAUUACGAUAUACCGAUGUAGAGAAAAUUUCACCGCGUUUUAUUGGAUAUGAGAUUUGUUGAUUUAAUGUUUUUCUUGUGUACUUGCAUGAACAUGUUUAUUUUAUGGGAUCACUAAUUGUUAUUUCCAUCAUUAUUAUAUAUCAGUGCAUCAGAACGAGAUGUCCUCGAACUAGUCGACCAGCUCACAAUUUAACAGAUACAUACGAUGGAUAGUCAAGUAUCCAACUGGACCCUGCAUCGAUUCGUCCCCACUUUGUAGCUAAAACGCUUGGAAGCAGGCGCACUGUCCAGUGCUCAGUCAGUAUGAAAAUGUAAUGUUGAAGAGCCAGCUGCAAAUUUUGAACGUCAUCUGAGAAAAAAAUGAUAUAUGUCCCAAAGGCAAGUUUAAACAUUGUAGAUCAUCGAUCGGCACCUGUGUCAAUCGCUAUCCUGAGAAAAAUGAUUGAAUCAUUGCACUUUCCACUGCGGGAAUUCGCACUUUAUUUCGCGAUUUGAUAAUGAGAAAAGAAGUAUGCUAUCCGAUCGUAGAUCUCAAAAACCUACUCGUGCCACACCUCAGCCUGAGCCAAAUCCACUGCACAGCGAUUCAUUUUCUGCUAUUAUAUCAGACAUACUACCGUCAUGUCAUAACGAGUUGAAACAAAAAGGAAAUGUUCCCCUUGCGAAUAUCCAAACGUGCUGCGAUUAGACCUGAUCUAGAUUAGUGACAGAGCGUCAAUAUUUCCAAGAAUAUUUCCCCCUCGUCGACAGAUAAUAUUUGAUGAACCAGUGUAAAACUCAUGUGGUGCUAACACUACAAGUAUUCUGAUCUACAUGUUGAGUUUCACACCGGUCCAUCGGAUAUUAUCUUUAGAGAGGAGCGAAAUAUUUUCGGAAAUAUUGACGCUCGCUCUGUCACUAACUUAGAUCAGUUUUGAAUAGCAGCAUGUUUGGAUAUUCGCAAGAGAAACAGUAUUCCCCUUUAUUUUCUUCUUGUUUCAACUCGUUAUCACAAGACGGAAGUUUGUCCGGAAUUAUGGCAGCAAAUAAAUCACUUUGCCGUGGAUUUGACUCACUUUGAGGGGUGGUUGGUAUCGGAUGGCAUGAUUCUUAUCUCGUUAUCAAAAUCGCGAAAUUUAGUGCAAAUCAGCGUACAAGGAAUUGCAAAUUUUCAUUCAUUUUGCUCAGGGCAGAUGCCGUUCGAUGAAAUACAAUGAUUUUUACAUGCCUUUGGGCAGUAUAUACCAUUUCGUUAUAAGAUGAUGGUCGAAAUUUGCAGUCGGUUCUUGGACUUGGCCAGUUGAUGUGAAUGACAGUCGCUGAAAUUCAUAGACAGAGUCGACAGAAGUCGCCGAGCGCCUUUUAUUUUGGUGAUUUAGCGACAUUCUCGAUGAUCUAUUUUCGGUUUUAUGCCAUUUUCUUUCUCGUCACAGAAUCACAUGAUCAAAAUAUCUUGAAAGAAUUAAUUUAACAAUGAGAACACUAGAUUUCUGUUAUGUUGCAUCAUCUUCAUGGGAAAAAGAGCUUUAAAUAAUGUGAAAAACGAUCAAAUUCCGACACGUCGCAAUUCGAGUUCAAAUAUUGCAUUGUCCUACUAUGAAAACGUCAGAUCUGGAAACAAAAUUGCUGAGAGGUCAACACUGCACGUGAAUUGGUGAUCGAGCCAAACAGAGGGAUAACAGUGGUACAGUUGAAUAGUUGAUCAUCCAUCACGUAUAUCUGUUGAACUUUAUUGUGCUGUCAACUGGUUGGAGGAAAAUAGUUCAAAUGCAUCGCAGAUUGUUAAUUUUAUGCCAAAAAUUUUACCUACUAAUGUAUGAACCGUUCUGGUAAUGUGCCUGAAAGUUGUUGUUUGAAAUGUUGUAAUAUAUCAUUUGCGUUCAGAACGUACCGUUAU